Molecule: messenger RNA, 1119 nt
Organism: Rotaria sp. Silwood2
Lineage: Eukaryota; Metazoa; Rotifera; Eurotatoria; Philodinida; Philodinidae
Source: the annotation of a GenBank genome assembly
AUGUUUACAUCAACUAAUCAAACUAUAUUUAAUCCGACUAAAAAAUUAAAUAUUAAUGCUUCAACACCAUCAAGUUCUCAAAUAGCAACAUGUAAAUUAUUUGUUGGUAAUUUAGCAACACAUACAACAGGUGCACAUCUACAAACUAUAUUUCAUUCAUAUGGACAAGUUAUUGAAUGUGUUAAAGUACGUGAACGUUAUGGUUUCGUACGAUUUGCUACUAGUGAAGAAGCUCAACGUGCACUUACUGCUUGUAAUGGUAUACAAUUAAAUGGAUAUCCAAUGAUUGUUGAAUAUGCACAAAAUGAAAUUCUUAUUAGUCCAUUAUCACCAAGAACGAAUAAUACUAGUUCAUCAGCACAAUUUCGACCUCAUCCAUAUCAUGCUGGAAGAUCAUCAAUGUCAUGUCAAACUGAUACAAAAUUAACAACACCAAUAACAAUAAAUACAAAUUCUCGUCAUUCAACAAAUAAUAAUUUAAAUCGAGAUGAUAUUCCAUUAUUAUCAGCUGCAAAAAAUACAAAUAAUAAAUAUUCAUCAUCAACACUUAAUCCUGAUGCAUCAUCAUUUACAAUAUCAUUUUCUCCAUCGAAUCAUAAUCAACAAAUAUGUUUAAAUAAUAAAAAUUCAAAUAUUGAAAAUAUUUGUUCAACAAGUGAUUAUCAUUCACAAUCAGGUGUAUUAUCAUCAAGUGGUUCAUCAUCAAUACAAUCAUCUGGUUCAUUAUCACCAUCGAUACUUUCAGCUAUUUCACCAUCGAUUUUAUUAUCAUUUGAUUCAUCUGAUGUUGAACAAACAUGUAAUCAUCGUAAAAAUAUCAAUGAAAAAUGUCAAACAACAAAUUCAUCAUUAAAUCUUUUUAUUGGUGAUAAAAUUCUUAGUUUAUAUGGUUCAACAACACAUGUUGAUACAAAUAAUAAUCAAUCAACAAUGAUGAAUUUAAAUAUUCAAGAACAAAAUUGUAAAUCAUUACAAUUUGAUAGUCGUGAUAUUGAUCCACGUGAUCCAAUAUUUAUUUGGAAUUUUGUAUUUUAUCCUGAUGUAUCAAUAAGUCCGUUUGUUAAACGUGGUGAUAUAAAAACAUUACUUGAUCGUAGAGUUUCACUUUAUUCACGAUAG